Molecule: messenger RNA, 555 nt
Organism: Eimeria mitis
Lineage: Eukaryota; Apicomplexa; Conoidasida; Eucoccidiorida; Eimeriidae
Exons: 8
Coding region: 1-555 (184 amino acids)
Source: RefSeq, a predicted model, not a curated record
AUGAAGGUGUCGGGGAAGUUGAGCGUCUGUUGGGUGUGCGGCUGGGUGGGUGGUUCAGCCGAAGGGAGGUGCACGUAUUUGUGGUGCGUCAUGUGCGCGCGUCGAGGCAUCAGGUGGAUCUCUUUCGCAUGCAGACGCGUUGAGGUGUUUGAGGUCCAGGGAGCUGGGAACGUAUUUGUGGUGAGGGCGUGCCUGAACGUGUGUUGUAGAAUUUGGACGGAUGAAGGUGUCGGGGAGGCUGAGCGUCUGUUGGAUGUGCGGCUGGGUGGGUGGUUCAGCCCAAGGGAACGUGGUCGUGUACAGGAGCCACAGAAAGUGGGUUCGGCUGUGGCGAUUGCCGUCGCCAUUGCUCUGCGUGUUGUAGAGGUGGUCGAACUGCAGGGACGCAGACGUGAUCGUGUACAGGCGCCACAGAAAGUGGGUUCGGCUGUGGCGAUUGCCAUCGCCAUUGCUCUGCGUGUUGUAGAGGUGGUCGAACUGCAGGGACGCAGAGGCAAUACGUUUGUUGCUACUGAUUACUGGGUGGUUGGUUUGCUUGUUGUGGCGCUGUUCUAG